Patella vulgata (common limpet) is the source of this 1141-nucleotide messenger RNA. RefSeq names its product protein odr-4 homolog. The record is from RefSeq and is a predicted model, not a curated record. NCBI's taxonomy places the organism in Eukaryota, Metazoa, Mollusca, Gastropoda, Patellidae. Gene Ontology annotation, cellular component: endomembrane system. Bases 89 to 1141 code for a protein of 350 amino acids. The transcript has 10 exons. Gene Ontology annotation, biological process: intracellular protein localization.
AUAUCCUCGACUAUGUUUAUUUCCGUUAAUGGACGAAUGCAGAUGAUUUUUUUAUUCCCUGACUGAAAAUAAUAAGUUUUGUGGUAACAUGGGACGAUCAAUACAUGCCGACGAGGCGAUACAGGAUUAUGUCGAAGAAUUGAUUAAAUCUGGCCAAUGGUAUAUUGGUCUUAUUCUUGGACAGUUAACGAACCCGAGGGACUAUAUUUUACGUUUGGCGCGAACUCCUGAUCCAGUCGAAGAUGAAGCAAGUGAGGAGGAAGAUCUGGAGGACAUCGUACCUAAGAAAAAACCGAAGAAGAAAGGCUCACGACGACCUAAAACAUUAGAUGAAAUGGAUGAUAGUUGGGUUGCUACACAUGCUAAACAGGUUAUACGUAUGUUACCUGGUGGACUGGAGGUUGCAGGUGUUUUUAUUUUAUCUCCACCAAAUAUAUCACAGAAAGUUACAGAGAAACUCAGACAGGUUGUUUAUGCUGUACACAGAUCUAUAAAUAAACCUGGUUUAUUACCAACUGGUGAAAUUACAGACAGAAUAACUCUACAUAUCUGUUCUCUUACUAGAAAAAUAACUUGUAGAACUUAUGAUGUGGAAGAUAACAAUAGUAAUGGUCACCCAGCAGAAUGGAGAUAUCAUCCUAUAAACGAUAAAUGGAUACAGCUCAAUACUUCAGCAUUUCUUGAUAUAACUAUUCCUGUUCCUUCCCUUAGAAAAUCUUCAACAUUAAUCAAACAAAUACAGAUGGGUUUAACACCAUUUUAUCAGUCGCUGUCAACAAGUAUCGGAUUAAUUAAUGGAGCUUUCCGAGAUACGUCAGAAUUACUAGAAAUGGCAAGUGGUAAAAAAAGUCGCAGUAAAGACAAGAGUUUUAUGAUGCCACAAUCUUACAAUGUAGAAUUAAUGAUAAAAAAGGGUGAUGGUAAGAAAGUAGCCGAUCCACAAGUGACAUCUGUAUCAUCUAUGAUUGUAUUACGAGGUCAGAUGAUUGGUCGAGCGUUUAUACAGGGUAAACCCACUGUUGGUGAUGUCAUACAGGCUGUAAAGGUUGAUCUAGCUAGAAGUAUUUCAUCUAGAUGUGUAGUUAUAAUGUUAUUAUUACAGGCUGUAAAGAUUGAUCUAGCUAGAAGCUGUAAAGGUUGA